CUCCUCGACGACGUCCUCAACGCUCACCGCACUUUGCUUCUCCAGUCAGCCCCCAGCGCAUGCCUGCUCGGCGCCAGUCUGCCUCUUCCGCCUCGACGAGCUCCAGCGCCUCGACGCACCGCCUGCACAACCCCGCGUCGCCGCCGCUCGCCUCGCUCUCGGCGCUGCCGCCGCUGCAGGCCGCCAUGUCGCCGGCCUCCUCUUCCGCCGCAAGCAAGCCGGCGCCGCCACCACCGGCGCGCUCCGACUCGGGCAGCUCCUUCACGACGCGCGCCCGCUCGGCCAGCAUCCAGCGCGGCCAGGCCGUGCUGCGUGCCCUGGCGCGCGCGCCCGAAGAUGCCACGCCCAACGGCUCCGGCUCCAACUCGGACGAGGAGCGCUCGGCAUCUGCAGGGCCAGUUCCAGGCCUGAAGAACCAGCCGCAGACGCCGACGGUCGAGGGGCUCAGCGAGGAGGCCAAGGCGAGCGGGCGCGCCAACCGCGAGGGCCUGCGGCGGCGGGGCGAGCAGAAUGAGGUGGAGCGCGCCGUGGGCAAGGAUGCAAAGGGCGUGCUCAACAAGCGGCACAAGCCCGCCAAGAGCUGGGAGAUUCCGCGCAAGCUCUUCCACGGCUCCAUCGGCUUCUGGGUGCUGUAUGCGUACCUGUCGGGCGCGGACCUCUCCACCAUCGUGCGCACCAUGUCCAGCUUCCUGGCCAUCGUGGGCACGGCCGAUGUGAUCCGGCUCAACAACCCGGCCUUUGAGCGCGUGUACGAGAGCGUGCUGGGUGCGCUGAUGCGCGAGGCAGAGAAGAAGCAAGUCAACGGUGUGGUGCCGUUCCUGAUCGGCGUCAUCACGUGCCUGCACUUCUUCCCGGAAGACAUUGCCUGCGUCUCCGUCAUGAUGCUCUCGUGGGGCGACACUGCCGCGUCGGUCUUCGGCCGUCUCUUCGGCCGCUACACGCCGCCGCUGCCGUCGCCGCCCUUUGCGAGCCGCAAGUCGUCUGCGGGCUUCCUGGCCGCCGUCAUUGCCGGCACGGCCACGGCGUACGUCUUCUGGGGCACCGGCAUUGCCGUGCGCGGCGAGCGGCCGUCGGGCCUCAGCUGGACGCCUACGCACGCCGUCUUCGGCACGCCGGCCACGCACGGGCCGCUGCACUCCGGCUGGACCGGGCUGCGCUGGGGCUUCCGUGCCUCGCCGCCGCUGGCGCCCUCGAGCAGCCUCGGACAGACGGCCAGCUCCGUCUUUGCAGCCGCCAAGGCGCAGCUGCUCCCCGGCAGCACCGUGGCCGCCAUGCCGCUCUGGCUGCUCUGCUCCGGCGCCGGCCUCGUGGCGGGCGUCGUGGAGGGCCUCGAGCUUGGCGGCGUCGACGACAACCUCAGCCUGCCCAUCGGGAGCGCCAUCGGCAUCCAGGCGCUGCUGUGGGCAUGGGGUCGUCUCGCCUCGCUGUGGGCAUAAUGGCGCCAAAAAGUUACGAGUGCAAAUGCCCGAUGCGCAUCGCCGUCUGCGGAGCCGGCAAGCCAAGGGCCGUCGCGACGCCGAGGCGGACCUCGAAGCUCAUCCCGCGCGCUGGCAUGACCUGACGCCAGCAGCCAAUUCGCAAAUGCUGCCGUCCUCGCGGUAGAGCAGAGACGGGCUCUGAAAUUGUCCGCUGCGUCUCCGGCAUGCUUGCGAGGCGUGCCGGUCGAUGGGCGGGUCGAGGGAGAAGGGGUCGUCGACAAGGGCGCAAAUAAUCUAUUUUGAUACCAGCU
Molecule: messenger RNA, 1729 nt
Organism: Tilletiopsis washingtonensis
Lineage: Eukaryota; Fungi; Basidiomycota; Exobasidiomycetes; Entylomatales
Exons: 4
Coding region: 60-1436 (458 amino acids)
Biological process (GO): phosphatidic acid biosynthetic process
Cellular component (GO): endoplasmic reticulum membrane
Molecular function (GO): ATP-dependent diacylglycerol kinase activity
Source: RefSeq, a predicted model, not a curated record